Molecule: messenger RNA, 888 nt
Organism: Papaver somniferum (opium poppy)
Lineage: Eukaryota; Viridiplantae; Streptophyta; Magnoliopsida; Ranunculales; Papaveraceae
Product: glutathione S-transferase T1-like
Exons: 7
Coding region: 99-854 (251 amino acids)
Source: RefSeq, a predicted model, not a curated record
AGACAAUGCAAUAACUCAGGUUAACCCACAUAUUUUCUGCAUUCAAGACAUCCAAAUUUUCUCAAAAAUUACAUAGUGUAGAAGAAGAAGUAAGAAAGAUGACUCUGAAACUCUAUGUUGAUCGAACUUCUCAACCUUCUCGAGCCGUUCUCAUCUUCUGCAAGGUCAAUGGGAUUGAAUUUGAGGAGAUUAAUGUAGAUUUAUUCAAAAAAGAACAUAAAUUGCCUGAAUACGUUAAAGCAAUAAACCCUUUUGGGCAAGUUCCAAGUAUAGCUGAUGGAGAUUUCAAGCUUUUUGAGAGUCAUGCAAUUUUAAGCUAUCUUGCUUGUGCAUACCCGGGAGUUGCUGAUCACUGGUACCCAAGUGAUCUACAGAAGAGAGCUAAGAUCAAUUCAGUCUUAGAUUGGCAUCACUCCAAUUUACGCCGUGGUGGAGUUGGGUAUGUCAUACAAACAAUACUUGGACCUGUAAUAGGAAAACCUACAAGUCCAGAAGCAGCUGCCGAAACCGAGCAAAUUUUGAUCUCAUCGUUAUCAAAAAUUGAGUCAGUUUGGCUUAAUGAAGAUGGGGACUUCUUGUUGGGUAAUAAGGAACCAUCUAUUGCUGAUCUUAGCCUUGUUUGCGAAAUCACGGAAUUUGAGAUUUUGCAUGAGAAGGAUCGCAUCCGAAUAUUAACUCCAUUCAAGAAGGUAUUGAAGUGGAUUGAGGAUACAAGAAUCGCAACAAGCCCUCAUUUCGAAGAAGUGCAUAAAGCCAUAUUGGCAUCAAAGGCAUCUUUGCUCAAACUACCAGUUGAUGAAAACUACGAAACCGGGUCAAGCAUCAAAGCCAUGCUUCAUUGUUUGUUAUUUUGAUGCCUGUUUCAUUGUUUUGCUAACUGUGGCUGUC